Mirounga angustirostris (Northern elephant seal) is the source of this 1765-nucleotide messenger RNA. RefSeq names its product RIB43A domain with coiled-coils 2 (gene RIBC2). The record is from RefSeq and is a predicted model, not a curated record. NCBI's taxonomy places the organism in Eukaryota, Metazoa, Chordata, Mammalia, Carnivora, Phocidae. The coding region runs from base 341 to 1474 and encodes 377 amino acids. The transcript is spliced from 7 exons.
GUUCUCCACGAGCAACAGCUCCAGGCGGCCCAUGGCUGCGGCCGCGGCGCCUCAAACGGCUUCCUCACACGCCGGCAGGAAAAGCGCGGGAAGGGCCCCGCGGCGUCUCGCGAGAGGACAGCGAGAACCCAGCGGGCGCCGCGCCGUUCCUAAGCAACCGGUCUGUUUACGUCUCCGAGGAAAGCGGUCUCCGCGCCUUUGGCCGGGUCGCAGAAAGCCCGACAGAGAGCCUGCGAAGCCAGCGCGUAUUGCAGGGGAACCAUCCUCGCGUAGCCUACAGCUCGUUUCAGCAUCUCGCAUGCCUUAAAAACCCCUCAGGGUUUCUUCUCCACUUCCGGCCAUGGCGCUAGCUCAGCCCAGGGACCUGGAGCAGUACUUGGCCCUGGGCAAGAGGAGGCAUAACGAGUUGUGCAGGCAGAAACGGAUCUUCAACGCCAGGAACAGGAUCAUCGGGGGAGACACAGAAGCCUGGGACGUUCAGGUUCGUGACCAGAAGAUAAAAGAAGCAACGGAAAAAGCUAGACAUGAAACUUUUGCUGCUGAAAUGAGGCAAAAUGACAAAAUCACAUGCAUAUUGGAAGGCCGGGAAAGGCGAGAUAAGAGAAGCCUCUGUAAAGCCAUCAGUGACUUCCAGCAGCACUUCCAGAGGCCAGAAACGCGCCGUGAAUUUGACCUAUCAGACCCCCUAGCGCUUAGGAAAGAUCUUCCAGCUAGGCAGUCGGAUAAUGAUAUUCGGAAUACAGUAUCAGGAAUGCAGAGAUUCAUGGGAGAGGAUUUAAACUUGUGCGAGAGGAAGAAAUUCCAGGAGGAACAAAACAGGGAAUGGUCCUUGCAACAGCAGAGGGAGUGGGAGAAAGCCCGCGCCCACCAGAGAUGUGCAGAGGACCUCUACUUGAAGACAAGGCUGCAGUUUGAUGAAAGAGCCAAGCAUUUACAGAAUCUGGAAAGCGCCACCAGAAAGGCAGCGUGCACAGCUGUGAAAGAAUUCAACAAGAGCCAGGCCACCGAGUCACUGGAAAGGAAAAUUCGAGAGAAAAAACAGGAACAAGAAGACAACCUGGCUGAGAUCUCCAACCUGCUGCGUGGGGACCUGCUCUCGGAGAACCCACACCAGGCAGCCAGCUCCUUUGGGCCCCACCGCGUGGUCCCCGACCGCUGGAAGGGCAUGACCCAGGAGCAGCUGGAGCAGAUCCGCCUGGUUCAGAGGCAGCAAGUCCAGGAGAAGCUGAGGCUUCAGGAGGAAGAGUGGCAGCGAGACAUGGAGUGGGACCGGCGGAGGGCACAGACGGCGCGCGCCGCUCUGCUCAGGGAGCGGCGGCAGCAGCACCAGCAGCGAGACCUGCGCCGGGCUCUGGACUGCAGCAACCUCGGCCUGGCCAAGGAGCAGCGUGCGCAGAAAAAAUAUAUGGAGGAAGUCUGUACAAAUCAACCCACUGAAGAUUAUUUCACACAAUUUAAUACACAAAGUCGGUAAUAAUGAAAGAGAAACCGUUUAUGCCUAAAAUGCAGUAGCUGUGAAGAGUCACAUGUAUUAAAAAAAGAAAUCCACUCCGUGUCUCGGAGGUCCCCAUCUCACUUUUCUCCCGUGGACUAAAAUGCAUAGAACCUCUCUCUCCCUUGCACGUGUAUGAGGAGCAUUAGUCUCUGUCCAGCUCCGCUCGGAGAGUGUCCCCGGGGUCGGCCGUGGGGGCCGUGAGUGCAGGGAUGGAGCAGACGUGGCCCCGUGGAGGACUAUCCCAGAGAGAGUGGCGUUUGAGGGGGCCCG